Messenger RNA from Darwinula stevensoni, 222 nucleotides. The record is from the annotation of a GenBank genome assembly. Lineage: Eukaryota; Metazoa; Arthropoda; Ostracoda; Podocopida; Darwinulidae.
AUGGGCUGGGCUUCUCAGUUCGCUUUCAGGUCCGUGACAUAUAGGAGGCAGCACGGUCAACCAGUGCAUGCGGAUAUGGACGUCGUCAUCCAAGAAAUGGUGGCUUCAGAGGCAGCCGGAGUUCUCUUCACGUGCCAUCCUCUCUCUGGUCACCCUGGAUUCAUGAGCAUCUCGUCUAAUUUCGGCAUCGGAGAGACCGUCGAUAUUGAUAUUGAGCACCCU